UUAAAUAUAUUCCUGAAAAUCAGAAAGUUGAAAAUUUUCAAUAUGCUUCUUACACUUCUUUAUGUUCUAGGCCCCGUGGCUAUAAUCUUCGCGUACAUUAUGUAUAGCCUGUCGAUGAUAAGGGCGGACUUAAAGGAGUUAGAGUGGAAUGACGAAGUGGCUCGCCGUAGAGGAUGGUUUGCAGAGGAUGAUGAAGGCCGCCCGAGAGCUGCAUCCAAAAGGCAAAUCCGUGAAGAAGUCAGGAAGGAACUUGAAUAUGGAUGCGAUGAAUCAAUUUCCCGUGAGUUCAAAAGGUUUGACGAAGCUGCUCGUCGUAGACGAUGGUUUGCAGAGGAUGAUGAAGGCCGCCCGAGAGCUACAUCCAAAUGGCAAAGCCGUGAAGAAACUAGGGGGAAACUUGAGAUUCGAUACAUUGAAUCAGAGUCCAGUGAGUUCGAGUGGAAUGACGAAGUUGCUCGUCGUAGAGUAUGGUUUGCAGAGGAUGAUCAAGACGGCUCGAGGUCUACAUCCAAAUGGCAAAUCCGUGAAGAAGUCAGGGAGGAACUUGAAUAUGGAUGCGAUGAAUCAAUUUCCCGUGAGUUCAAAAGGUUUGACGAAGCUGCUCGUUGUAGAGGAUGGUUUUCAGAGGAUGAACAAGACGGCCCGAGGUCUACAUCCAAAAGACAAAGCCGUGAAGAAACUAGGGAGGAACUUAAGAUUGGAUACAUUGAAUCAGAUUCCAGUGAGUUCGAGUGGAAUGACGAAGCUGCUCGUCGUAGAGGAUGGUUUUCAGAGGAUGAUCAAGACGGCCCGAGGUCUACAUCCAAGAGGCAAAGCCGUGAAGAAACUAGGGAGGAACUUAAGAUUGGAUACAUUGAAUCAGAUUCCAGUGAGUUCGAGUGGAAUGACGAAGCUGCUCGUCGUAGAGGAUGGUUUUCAGAGGAUGAUCAAGACGGCCCGAGGUCUACAUCCAAAAGACAAAUCUGUGAAGAAGAUAGGGAGGAACUUGAGAUUGGAUGCAAUGAAUCAAAUUCCCGUGAGUUUAAAAGCUGUGAAGAAGCUAGGGAGGAACUUGAGAUUGGAUGCAUUGAAUCAGAUUCCAGUGAGUUCGAGUGGAAUGACGAAGCUGCUCGUCGUAGAGGAUGGUUUUCAGAGGAUGAUCAAGACGGCCCGAGGUCUACAUCCAAAAGACAAAGCCGUGAAGAAGCUAGGGAGGAACUUGAGAUUGGAUGCAUUGAAUCAGAUUCCAGUGAGUUCGAGUGGAAUGACGAAACUGCUCGUCGUAGAGGAUCGGUUGGAGAGGAUGAUCAAGGCGGCCCGAGGUCUACAUCCAAAAGACAAAUCUGUGAAGAAGAUAGGGAGGAACUUGAGAUUGGAUGCAAUGAAUCAAAUUCCCGUGAGUUUAAAAGCUGUGAAGAAGCUAGGGAGGAACUUGAGAUUGGAUGCAAUGAAUCAAAUUCCCGUGAGUUCAAAAGGUUUGACAAAGCUGCUCGUCGGAGAGGAUCGGUUGGAGAAGAUGAUCAAGGCGGCCCCAAAAGACAAAGCUGUAAAGAAGCUAGGGAGGAACUUGAGAUUGGAUGCAAUGAAUCAAAUUCCCGUGAGUUCAAAAGGUUUGACAAAGCUGCUCGUCGGAGAGGAUCGGUUGGAGAAGAUGAUCAAGGCGGCCCCAAAAGACAAAGCUGUAAAGAAGCUAGGGAGGAAUUUGAGAUUGGAUGCAAUGAAUCAAAUUCCCGUGAGUUUAAAAGCUGUGAAGAAGCUAGGGAGGAACUUGAGAUUGGAUGCAAUGAAUCAAAUUCCCGUGAGUUCAAAAGGUUUGACGAAGCUGCUCGUCGUAGAGGAUCGGUUGGAGAAGAUGAUCAAGGCGGCCCGAGGGCUACAAUUGAAUCAAAUUCAAUGUGCUCUAGAGUAAUCCCCGACAACGCCUUCGCAAUUCGGUAUUGUUAUGUUUAUCCUGAACCACACUAAGGGAUGCGUCCCAAGUAGACAGCUGGAAAGUUAUGCCUGGAGUGCAUCUCGGACAGCAUGACAAGGACCCGACAUUCCGAGGUAGCACCCGCCGUUCCAGCUGCUU
Messenger RNA from Drosophila simulans, 2050 nucleotides. RefSeq lists its product as uncharacterized. NCBI's taxonomy places the organism in Eukaryota, Metazoa, Arthropoda, Insecta, Diptera, Drosophilidae. The transcript has a single exon. The record is from RefSeq and is a predicted model, not a curated record. The coding region runs from base 149 to 1888 and encodes 579 amino acids.